Messenger RNA from Spodoptera frugiperda (fall armyworm), 1455 nucleotides. RefSeq lists its product as uncharacterized. The record is from RefSeq and is a predicted model, not a curated record. The transcript has 5 exons. Lineage: Eukaryota; Metazoa; Arthropoda; Insecta; Lepidoptera; Noctuidae. Bases 286 to 1248 code for a protein of 320 amino acids.
UAUCAGUUUACAGUUUAUUUAUAUUAGUAUAUACUGUGAUUAGUAUGGGGUGUAUUUAAUGUCUAUCUUUUAUUACUGAUUGACCGCUUAUACAAGUGACGCCGACGCAGUGGUGUACACUGUGGCGUAGCGUAUUAUACUUGUAUAAAUUCCAUAGUGUAAUAGUAUUUAUAACAUGAAUCGUCGUGUUUAUUAAGUACCCAUAAUAUUCCCAUCGGUGGAUGUAAAUUUCUUUUGUUUGCAUUUAUAUUUCAGUGUGGUUAAAAAUAGUAAAAAUAAUUAAUAAUGUACCACAUUGAAGAAGACUUGGAACUGCCCGAGGUUUUGUUCGACUCUGCUGAUGACUCGAGUACGUUCGAGAUGCCGUCGGCCGAGGAGUUGGUGGAGCAGCGCGCUAAGGAGCUCGCGUACUACGUAGAGCUGCAGCGCCUGCGCGAGCUGGAGGAGGGCGACGAGGCGGCGCACGAGGUGCUGUCGGCCGAGCUGUCCGGCCUGCUGUGCCGGCCGCAGGCGCCGCGCCCCGCCGCCGCCGAGCUGUGGGCCGCGCUGGCGCCGCACGUGCCGGGCGCGCCCACCGGCGACGAGGCGCCCAUGCUGCAGGCCGGCCUGCUGGAGGCGCAGAUGCCGCAGAUCGUGCGCGCGCUGGCCGCCGGGGUCAAGUCCGCGGCGCGCUGGUCCGACGCCGACAUGCUGGGCUCCUGCGCUCUGCUCACGGUCGCCGUGUUGAUGGAGAACUCGCCCUACCGACGGAAAGCCGUGCGCACGUUACAUGCGCUCCUGGACCGGUACGCGAAACGGGAACAGUUGAUGGCCGUGGCGUACAUGAUGGUGAUGGCGUUCCCGGCGGGGUCGGCGGCGCGCCUGGAGCUCAGCGACCAGGUGUGCAGCGGGUCGUGCUCGGGCGGCGACCGCAUCGCCUACAUCCUCAACAGCACGGCCAUGCUGGACCUGCUGGGCGCGGGCGGGGCCACGUUCUGCGCGCCCAGCUUCAUGCAGGUGGUGCGCGCGGCGGCCCGCUGGCGCCAGGUCGAGCCGGCCGCGCAGCUGCGCUGCAUCCAGCUGGCCGGCCGCAUGCUCACCGAGUCGCUGGGCGGCGGCUCGCCCGAGACAGAGCCCGAGGAGCGCGCCGAGCUGCUCGACCACCUGCGCCCGGACCCCGACAUGGCCAGCGACACGCCGCAGAAGGAUAGAUUGAAGGUGCUGGUUGACGCAACCAAGUUACGAUUGUUGUUCCACGCCGAGCUGUGAGGUGCUCAGGCAUGGAUGGCAAGCAGUCUAUGUUAAUAUUUAUGAUUUUACACAAGCAGUAGAGAGUAGAGGCGCACGGCGUCACGCGUGCGGCAGCUCCAGCCCCAUGCGGGUCAUCGGCAGCGUCAGCGCCGCGCCCAGCAGCGGACGGUGGUACGAGCCGCGCAUCUCCCACCUGCAAGCACAAGUUACUACACACGACUGUCG